GUGUGGCCGCGCGCCCCCGCUGCCCUCCGUGCGCCCGGUCAGACGCGGCUCGCGCACCGGCACCGGAGGCUCCACACACCGUUAGGGAAAAUGAGCGUAGAGAGAAUAUUCGACCACCUCGGACAUUUCAAAAGAUUCCAGGCAUGCCUGUACUUUGCCGCUGUCUUCCAGGCCAUAGCCUGUGGGAUCCACUACCUGGCCUCUGUCUUCCUGGUGCAGACGCCAAACUUUGUGUGCGGCGUGCCCGGCAACAUCACCGACGUCCUGUACGGCAACCAGACCGCAUCCAGCCUUGAAGACAUCUUGCCGGUCUUCAAGCCGGGAACCGGGCCCUUGGUGGCGAGGACGGCUGGAGGCCAACAGUGGGAGCUCGGCCGGUGCCGCCGCGCCCUGCGCAUCGACCCAGGGGGCUUCGCGUACAACUUUGGUGGCAACGCAACGGCGGAGGCCUGCGACGGGAACUUUGUUUACGACCACACGGAGGUUCUCCAAAGCAUCGUGACCCAAUGGGACUUGGUGUGUGAGAAAGAGUGGCUGGCCAAGCUGUGCCAGCCCACCUUCAUGCUCGGGGUGCUCAUCGGAGCGCUGGUGUUUGGGGACGUUGCUGACAGAGUUGGUCGCGUGAAGAUCCUGAUGCUCACCAGCGUCUGUCAGUUUGGCUUCGGGGUCUCCGUAGCGUUCGCUGGGAACUACUAUUACUUCGUGGUGCUCCGCUUCCUGCUUGCCAUGGUGUCAAGCGGCUACCUGGUGGUGGUGUUUGUCUACGUGACCGAGUUCACUGGCAUCAAAGUACGCACGUGGACCUCCAUGCACGUGCAUGCGGCCUUUGCCGUCGGGGUCAUGGUGGUGGCUCUCACCGGUUACCUGGUGCGGGUUUGGUGGAUCUACCAGCUCGUCCUCUCCACGUGCACGUCGCCCUUCCUGCUCCUCUGCUGGAAGUUCCCAGAGACGCCUUUUUACUUGAUGGCCAAGGGCCGCCACGAAGACGCUCAGACCCUGCUGGACUCGAUAGCCCGCUUCAACGGCCUGGAGUGCACGCUGACGGUGCAGGAGCUCCUGGAGCCGGAGGAAAGGGAGAACGGCCGAGCUCUGCUGCGCGAGGCGGAGGAGCGGCCGCCGCAGCCCGAAAAGAAGCUCUCCAUUCUGGAUCUCUUCAGCACCUGGAGGAUGGCUGGCCGUACGUGCACGGUGUGGGCCAUCUGGUUCAUCGGCAGUCUGGGCUACUACGUCUUCUCUCUGGGCUCCGUCAACCUGGGAGGAAACCAGUACAUGAAUCUCUUCCUGGCCGGUGCAGUGGAGCUUCCUUCUUAUCUGGUUGGCUGUUUUGCAAUGGACCGGAUUGGCAGGAAGAAGACCUGUGCCCCAGCUCUGCUCCUGGCCGGGGUUGCUUGUAUGCUCAUCAUUGUGGUCCCUGAUGACAUUGAUGCGCUGGCCAUUGCCCUCGCUAUGACAGGGAAGUUUGCCAUCGCCAUUGCCUUUGGGCUCAUCUACCUGUACACCUGCGAGCUCUACCCAACCAUCAUCAGGUCGCUGGCGGUGGGUAGUGGAAGUAUGAUGUGCCGCGUUGGCAGUGUGGUGGCGCCCUUCUGCGUGUACCUGGCCGAUGUCUGGAUCUACCUGCCACAGCUCAUUGUUGGGAUCCUGGCAUUCGUCAUCGGAGUGCUGACCUUGUUGUUGCCUGAGACUCUGGGCAAACCUCUAACAACUACUCUGCAAGAGGCCGAAGCUCUGGGGAACCAGCCCAGCAAGAAGGACUCAGCCGUGGGGUACAAAAACGCAGAGGUCGGCUUGGAGAUGAACCACCGGGAAGCCAAGGCCUGAACGUCCGUAGGGAAUGACGCACAAAAGGCUGAAGUAUCAUCGGCGUCCUGUUUUUGUGGAUUGUAAAAGAAUAACUUAAUUGUUUACAUUUAUUUCUGCAGAGACCAACAUGGGAGCUUUUUAGGGUCCUGACACAUUACACACAGAAACUUAAAUGUCUUAAAUGUGUUGUUUGUGUGUGAGUGUGUAUGUGUCCAAGACCAAGGAAAUAUGAACUGUGUACUGUGACAAGAAACACCAGCAGGCAAUAACACAAAGCCUGAACUUUGUUAGGGAAUAUGAGUGUGUGUGUUUGUAGACUAGUUAGCGUUCUGGUUUUCUACAUGCUUAUUCUAUGUAUGCACUCUAGGUAUUACAGAAUGUUGGAGAUCCAAGACCAGGAGAUUGAUCCUAAUAUUUGGACCAAAGACAGAAACCACAACAAUAUGGACACGUAAUCAUGUCUUUUGCAAUAUGGUAGCAUUGCCUAAUAUAAAACUUGUAUGGUGCUUGUAUCCAAAGGAAAACCAUUAAAAUCAUUGGAUAUCCUGACGCAAUGAAAGCGUUCAUGUUCAGUAUCGAAUUCUGAACAGCCUUUAUUUUGUGUGAAUAUUUCCCUUUUAUUUCAUUAUGGAUAAAAUAACACUUUUCUUCACCACACAACCCUUUUGCAGUCUGUCUGGUUUCUAUGCAUCUGUUGUAACAACUGUGGAUUUACAGUGAUACUUCUUCUUCUUCUUCUUCUUCUUCUUCUCUCUCUGUCUCUCAGGCGUUUGUUCAACCUGACGCUGGAAAACUAGGAUAUCUAUUUUUGUCUCACCAGGAACACAGAGCCGGCCUGUUUACAGCCCACCGACACUAACAUCCCCCUGUUUGAGGGGGAGGUCCACACUGCCCCCCCACCUCUGCUCCACCCAGCACACGAACAAGCUCCCCGUGUCCAACCUUUGAGUAGAAAUUCUGCGGGUGCACAACCAGUAAACACUGUGUGUGUGUACAGAAAAACUUCACUUCACUUCACUUGAACCUUGACUGCCAGGCAGUGAGUUCCAAAAUGAAGCUUUAGACUCAGUCGGGACCUCUGGGAUUCAGGAAGGACGUAAACCGCAACAGUGCUUCUGCUGUAACGCAAACACAGGUUGGCACAGGGGCUGUAAACCAAACACAGUAAAUCACGCACUAUCACGUAGCGCAGGGCGGAUGCUGGAAUAAUGAAGUUAAAGGGAA
Gasterosteus aculeatus aculeatus (three-spined stickleback) is the source of this 3027-nucleotide messenger RNA. It is a transcript of the gene slc22a16, whose product is annotated as solute carrier family 22 member 16. The record is from RefSeq and is a predicted model, not a curated record. Gene Ontology annotation, cellular component: membrane. Gene Ontology annotation, molecular function: transmembrane transporter activity. Gene Ontology annotation, biological process: transmembrane transport. NCBI's taxonomy places the organism in Eukaryota, Metazoa, Chordata, Actinopteri, Perciformes, Gasterosteidae.